Molecule: messenger RNA, 14509 nt
Organism: Marmota monax (woodchuck)
Lineage: Eukaryota; Metazoa; Chordata; Mammalia; Rodentia; Sciuridae
Gene: Gab1
Product: GRB2 associated binding protein 1
Exons: 12
Coding region: 7924-10224 (766 amino acids)
Source: RefSeq, a predicted model, not a curated record
AAAAAAUCAAGCUAAUUUGAAACACCUUUUUUUCCUUAAAAUUUGAAAUAAGGUUAAAUUUUUUUUCCAGCUAAAUUUUGGGUUCAUCCACCACGGCCAGCUGGUAGCAUUGGCUCUGCUGUAAUUUCAGGGUGAAUUUGACUUCCUUGAGCCUCCAGGCUGUAUAGGACAGGAGAGGCCAUUUCAGUCAGGGUAAUGGAGCCAGAUGGUCCCAAUGGAGGGUGCCAAGGCCCCAGCAGGGAUGGAUGCACAUUCGACAGACGAGGGGCGAUGGCAAAUGUCAGUGGUCCACCCUUUCCUGGAGAGAGGAGCUCUGGCCUUCUGCUGGUGGAUUUUGCCAUUGCUCUUGCAGACUUGCUCAGUCUGGUGUAGUAAGUGUCCAGGCUGCUAGCUCCCAGUGAGUAGGGAGGCAGGAGGUGAUGGCACUUGCUGGGGCCAGUUGGCAGCCACUGGGGCUGUCUGAUGAAAUCCACUUUUGGCAUUCUCAGAGUCUUUCAAAGGAAUCUGGGUAAGCCCUGUAACCUUGUGCCGUUGGUUCACUUGGCUUCUUAGAGGGGAGUAAUAAUUAAACUGAAGCCAUAAGUCACUGGAUCUUUGUGGAUCUUAGUGGUUUUCAGUUGUGAAAAUUGAAACCUAGAAUCACAGAACCAUCUCUAAAUAUCACCCUAGUUUCUGUGGUUUGUUCUUGACUUGAGGGCAUUGAUCUGGAGAAAAAGAUUCUCCUAAGAGUCAUAUAUCCUGAAUUUACGUAUCUGUGCAACAUAUUUAGGAACAGUACCACUUUAACCUCUCUGAAUUUCAUCUGAAAAAAGUGACCACAAUAAUAGUUGCUUUAAAGACAAGUGAGAGCUUGUGUUUUAUGAGUGAGGCACAGAGUAAGCUCUUACUGGAUAUUAGUUACUGUAAUAAUGAUAGAUUUAGGCCAAGUCAUCUGACCCCACUGUGUGGAUUUGUGAUUGAUCAUUGGGAUUCUUUAGUCCUGGAACAAAGUUAUUUUCCUUUCUGAAUUAAUUGCAGCCUUUGUACCCUGAACUAAACUUGAAAAUGCAACUCUUUAUUAAAAGAUACCUGCGUUAGUCAGCUUUUCAUCACUGUACACAGAAUACCUGACAGGAACAACUAGAGAAGGGAAGGUUUAUUUUGGCUCAUGGUUUCAGAGGAUUUAGUCCUUGGUCAGGUAGCUUCACUCCUUUGGACCUGAGUGAGGCAGAACAUAAUGGCAGAAGGGUGUGAUGGAGGAAGGCACUCGGCUGAUGACAGCCGGGAAGUAGAACUAGAGAUAGAAAGGGCCAGGGAUAAGAAAUACCCUUCCAGAUACACCCUCAGUGCCUACUUCCUCCAACCAUUCCCCACUGCCUCCCUAGUCCACUCAGCUAUCUGCAGUUUAAUCCAAUGGAUUAGUCCACUGAUCAGGUCAUGGCCCAAUCAUUGCCUAAAAUUUUGCCCCAACUCUUGCUGCUUUGGGGAUUUCAACAUACGGGGCACAUUUGGGUGGGGAGGUGUCUUUCAGAUCCAAACCAUAUCAACUCCCAAAGCACAAUAACUUAAACAAAUAAAAAGGUUUUGGUUCUGUUCAUCUUUCUUUCUCUAUCAGGACCAUCCAUUUGACCCAUACUGGUCCAUAACUAGGAUGGUACCUUAAUAGAUGAAUUCCUUCCUGUUGUUUCUCUGCCAGCCUGAGAGUGCUGGCCCCAUCUUCAGUCAGAGAUGGCUCAUCACAAAAUCAUUUCAACUGUCACAUGACCCAGCUUGCUGCAAGGGAGGCUGGGAAAUGUGCACUUGAGCACACCAGACAUCCUGCUGCUAAAGCUUCCUUGUAGAAUAGAAAAUGAGGAAACAUUCAGUGUACUGAACGCUAGAGCAGCCUGCCACCUGUAUUUGUAAUAAAGUGGGAUUGGAACACCGCCGUGCCUGUUGGUUUACAAAUUGUCUAUGUCUACCUUCAUGUCUCAGUGGAAGAAUUGAGUUGCCACGGAGGCCAUAUGGCCUGGAAAGCCUACAGUAUUUACUAUCUGGCCCUUAGCAGAAGUUUGCUGACGUCUGCUUUAGAAAAUAGGGAAAUGAAUAUGAGGGGAGUAAUUCAUAGUUUGUACCACAGUUUACUACAUGGUAUGCGCAUGAGUCACUGCUGUGGAGAUGGCAGAGUUAGGACUUUGUACUUAUGAAUACUCGUGGUCCAUGGGGGGUGGUGAAUUGGUAUGCAGGUGGUUGUUGGAAAAGGAGCCAGACAUGAGGUAAUCUGGUGGAACUGAAGGGGGAAGGUGCAAAAGCUUGCCUUAGUUUCCAUCUUUAGAGGUCAUACCCUAAGGGCUUUCUCCUCUUCCUGCAGCCCUUGGCACCAUCCUGCAUUUGAUUCUUGCUUGGGUCCCACUGCCACUCGUGUAGGUCAGACCCUUCCCACCCAUUGCUCUUACUGGUCUCCCUGCCUGGAGUCUCGGCCUCCUCCAAAGUCCCUCUGGAAGCGUGACUCUUUGUUUUUUCCCUCAUAAAGACUUUCCAGUGAGUCCCCAUUGCCUCCUCAUUAGAGGCUAAGCAUGGUUUGUCAUUGAAGGUCCCCCGGCUCCUUGGCCCUAGUCUUCACUUCCGAUCCUGUUUCCUCUCACAAUCUCACAGGCACUCUGGACUCCCGCCUCGUGGAAGCACCCUGUGCCCACUCUGCACUGUGCCAUCUGCACAUAUUCUUCCUGUUGUCUCCUCUGUGUCACCUGCCCAGAGGCUUCGGCACAUGGUAGGCACAUUCCUGGCUGGGGCUGAGGAGGACAUUGGCACUUGUAGGAGGAUGUGGGAGGUCCAUCCCCUCUCUAGCUGUGCCCCUUCUUCCACGCUAAGGCCGAACACUCCCUCCUAGAAUGUUCUUCAUGCUUUCUUGAUGUCCUCUCACGUCCUUGCUACUUCCUGUGUUGGAUUCCCUGUCCAUCUCUAAUUUUGCUGAACCUGGACCUGAGGUCAGGUCCAGAUCUGCUGGAGCUGCACGUUCUUCACUUUCUUCUAGUAAGUGCCUGGUGCCUGUCAUGGGUCAGUGUUAUAGUGAUGCCGUCUACAACCAGGGCCAUCUACAAAUUGGUGCUUUUUCCUAAAAAUGUCCCUUACCACCUGAAGAAUGUAAGUGAAAAAUGAAAAUAGAGCUAUAAUGAUAGUUUGAAAAUGAGCAUUGGUUAAGAUCUUUAAAACCAUGAGUGGUCUUUCACUUGUUUUGAACAGAAGAAAACUACAUUCUUAAAACUCUUCCAAAGUAUUUGAUGCAUUCUUACUGAGAAGUUUUAGACAGUUCCUUGAAAAGCCACGGCUGAACCAGAAAUCAGACUGAGCUUUUGCUAGGUAUAAGGAGGAGCUUGAGUGUCCCAGGGGGGCUGUCUGCAGCAAAGCCACCCAGUCCAUUCAGUAGAGCAGGCUUGGAACAUUUUCUACCCCACUCCCCAGGCUGCCAGAGAGGUACCUGACCUCACAAGGUCUACUUACAUCAUAGCCACAGAGGGUAGUAUUUUCAUAGCUUCAUCUUUCCACAGUUGUCAAUCGAGAGUUAGAAGAGCUUUUAUUUUGAUAGAAAUAAUUUACCCUACAGGGUGCCAACCCUUUUUCUUUCCCUGUCUUUUUAACCAAGCAUAGAAUGAGGAGGCCCAUAGAAAUAAUGAAAUGCUUGCUUAUGCUGGCUAAGAACUCACGUUGUUCACUCAUCUAGUAUUUAAACCUAGUGGGGUUGAAGACAGUGUUGGGGAACAAAUGGAUAAGCAUAAAUUUUAAAUAUCUACUGAGACCUGCUCGUGGGGUGGGUAGGAAAGAUGCCACCUCGGCCAGGUGGUGGGGCUUCCCCUGUGCGUUCAAGAAGGAUGCACAAAGCAUUCCAGAAUGUCCCCUCUAACAGAGAGAUGUCAAUCAGGUAAGGAGGGAAAGCAAUGAUUUAUUCUGGAGUUUUUCUAAGUUUAAGUUAGGAGAAAAACCAUUAUGGUUGUAUGGGAGUGUCUGCUUUGUCUUUUCUUCUCUUUUACUUGCUAUAUUCAGUGUCAGGCAGAGUACUCAGCAAAGUGUGUGUUCUGUAUAUAUUUGUCGAAUGAAUAAAUAAGAGGAUUCUGGCACAUAAUUGUAAGAACUUUCUGGAAGAUGAAAGGAUUCUUUGGCAAAAUGAUUUCUUUAUGCUGUAAAGACAAAAGACGCUUAUCUUCCAGCCGGCCUCCUCCUUUACGCCCUGCCAACCCCCUCCAGUUCAUACCUCUCUGGCUGGCGUAUCUCCAGGUUGUAGAAGUUUAGGAGGAGUGAAGGUGUGUGGCCUCCUAUUUCUGAAAGGAAAACCCCAGUGUUGUGUAACAGUGUUUCAAGGGCCCUUUCAUAAUAAACACAAUACUAAACACAGCCAGAACAAGUUUAUUUUGCAUUAAUAAUCCAACAUUUUACAGUGCUGAAUUGAGGUGCAGAACUAGGCCUUGCUGGCGACACAGUGAAAUAUGAAAAAUAGAGUAGAAAGUUUCAUCCAGAAAGCUGUUUCUUCUUGGCCAGCCAUCUGAUUUCUUCAAAGUUUUGGAAUUUUGUACAAGUUUAGAUCUUUAGCUAGCAGUAGAUUAAAGGAUGUUUGUGCACAAACCAAAUAUAAUUUAUGUUUCUUGAUUUCGAGCUCAUGUUUCUGUUCCAGGUAUAUAAAAGAUACCACAUAAGAAAAAUCUCAAUUACAGUGGGAUAAUGCGUUUGGUUAGUAGGUUUCCUUUUAUGAAGCAUGGUAGUUUAGUGGUUAGUUUUUGAACUUGCACCAUUCAGACCUGCCAUUCAAUGAUGUACCAUCCUUUGUGUUUGUCCUUGGGAUAAAAUGACUCAGACCACUAAGUGGAUGAUUUUUCACCUGGAAACUGGUAGUAACUAGUUUCCUCUGAGACUCAGUAGUGAAAUAAUUCAUGUAAAGCACCCAGAACAGUCAUACAUGUAGUAAGUGUAGAUAUCAGAUGUGAUAAAGCCCGUGCUGCUGGAACAAAAAUGCAGUGAGUCAAAGGAAAUAUUGCUGAGUGUUGUGCUCCUGUGACUAGGUGAGCAUGCCCGGAUUGCAGAACUGUCUCGGUCCCUUCAGAGGUUCAGGGACCUGGGUUCCUUCCACGUUGUUGCUCCACCUACCUGCAUCUUAGAGCCCAUCUCCGUCACAGAUAGGCCAUGGGCAUUCCAGUCCUGGCCCAGAGGAGGGGAAAGAGCUCAGAGGCAUGCGCAUGCCCAGUGUGUUCAGACCAGCACCUAAAAGGCACACAUCCCUGCCACUCACUUUCCAUUGAUGAGAACUAAGUCCCAUGGCCACCUCCAGCUGCCAGAGGCUAAGACGUGGCAUUUCUAGCUGGAUGGCUGAUUACCGCUCAUUCACUGUGGAAGAAUGGAAGAACGGACUUGAGUGAGUAGUUAAUGCUGUGUGCCAAGGUGCUUAAUAAAUGUAACCAUUAUUUAUAUAUUAAAAAUAAUAUUUCAAAUAAAGCUCUAACUAUCCUUGUUCUAGGGCAAGAUAAAUUAAUGAACUAUUACAGCACAGAGUUUGUGUUUCCCAUAAGGUGGCAGGGUUUUUUGGUGUUUUUUUUUUUUUUUUUUUGGCAGGGGGUUCUUUAAGUAUUGAACCUCAAAUCCAGGUAAACUUCAAGGGAGAAAAGAGAGUUCAAAUAGAAAGGAGUGGAAGGGUGGGAAUGUGGGAGAGGAGAGAAGGCUGAUUGACCACUCUGGCUGAUAAAAAGGUCUGUACUGUGUGUUCAUACACUGCUGGCUCCACUCUCCAACUAUCCAUAAAAUACGUAACAGGUUAUUGUGAACCAUGAUCAUCCUGCUGUGCUGCAGAACUCUAGAACUUACUGUUUCUCACUGUGUUUGGGUACCGAUUAUGUAGCCUCCUACUCUCCCCUCCCCAGCCUCUGGUGAUGGACUUUUCUCUUUUUUAACAUCCUCCUGUAAGAGACAACAUGUGGUUUUUGUCUUCCUGUGUUUGACUUAUUUCACUUAGUAUAAUAUCUUCCAGUUCCAUCCAUCUGGCUACAAAUGAUAGAACAUCAUUCUUUUUUAUAACCGAAUACUAUUCCAUUAUGUAUAUCUACCACAUUUUCUUUCUCUAUUCCUGUGUUGAUUGGCCUCUAGGUUGAUUCCAUAUUCUUAGCUAUUCUAAAUAGUGCAGCCAUGAACCAAAUAAUAACAAGGAGAUGGAACCAUUGAUCACCCUGAUUUAAUCAGUACAUAUUAUUUUUAUAUAUGCAUAUGUAUAUAUGCACUGCAGUGUAUCUCAGAAAAAUAUGUACAAUAGAAGUAAUAAAAAGUAAAUAUAGCAUUAAAAAAAAAGAAAGAAUGAAAGAGACCUGGGCUGUAAAUUAAACUUAACCCCUUAUCAGACCUGGCAAGGACAAAGUACACUGGCUUCUAAAGAAACUUUCUGGGAGCAGCAGUUUUUUUAGAGCACAAAAGAGAAGGCAGAAGGCAAGAGAAUCGCACAAGGGGAAACGUGCACCUCCAGUUUUCUCUUUGAAAGAUCAGCUUUGUUCUAUGAAAAGAAAAAAAAAAAUCACAUAUAUACUCGUCAAGAUUAUCUCUGACUUGUCACUAUUGCCCAAGAGAAAACACAGGUGAGAUACACCAGUUUCUGCAUUUAGAAGAAAGUACUUGAGGUAAAAAUUAACUAUUAAGUAAGCAACUUUUUUUUUUCAGCAGAAGAAGUGCACGAAUUCUUAAGCCUAGUUGUGAGUAAAGAGCCAGGGUUACUGCAAAUAUUAUUAAAUGCUUAUAAAUGCUCACGGGCUUUUUUCUUGGACACUUAGCAAUUGCUAAAAACAAUUAGAAGGCCUAAGAUGAUGUCUUGGCUUGAUUGCCUGGGAUUUUUUUUUUUAAAUCUGCAAUUUUAGGCUUGCCAGGUAAUAUACACAGGAGCUUUCUUAUCAGAGUAAUGUUCCUGUGUUUGAUAACAAGGUGAUCUUUAAGAGAAGGCAUCUGCCUUUGAUUUUAUAAGCAGCCUGUGGCCUAACUGCUGAAAACAGCUGCAGUUAUUUUAAACAGAUGGUUCCAAGUUAAUAGGGAAGAAAGUAAAAGUGAGUUACCUUCUCAAUUUUUAACCGCCCCCCCCCCACCCCUGCCAAAAACAAUGAACGGAAUACACUUUGGACCAAAUUUUAUCUAAAUGCUUAUUUAUAAGGAGCAACUUCUGAGAAACUGGGAUUUGUAGAUUGAUCUGUUAUCUGAAGAUUUGGUAUCUUUAGAGAGUGGUAAAUGGUGGUGACGUUGUUACUGUCACUAGUUUGGUCUGUGCCAGAUCACCAAGAAGAAAGAAUGCAGGAUGAUGGUAUUUGUAUUCUUAUGAUCUCUAGACUCUGCAGGUGUCUUGACUAGUAGUUAAUAUGCUACUUUUCUUUCGUUUCCGGCAUUGAAGAUAAUGAGUAUUUUGAUACUGCAACAAUGAAUUCAUGCUUAGAAAGGAUUUUGAAAAGAAAGGUAUUUCUUCAGUUCACAGAUGCUGGUACCCAUGUGAAUAGGGUACAAAAAUAGUGGUUGAGUCCAACAGAUAAAGAUGAUGAGUAUCCUGAGUUUUUAAAUUGUGAAAUACAAGGUUGUUGAAGAUUUUUUUAAAAUUGCUUCUCAUCAGUGGUAACUUCACCUGGUUCUUUUAUGUCAUCUGUGUACCCUUGUGUCUGCAAACCACUCUGAUUCUUUGUUUGACCUACACUGUUUCAGGGUCUCACCACAAAUGAUAUUCCUUAGGUUUUCAUGGGCUAUGGAUGUAAGCUACUUGUUUUUGCCUGUUUGAAUGAAAAGGAGUAGACUAACUCAAACAAAAUAAUCAAAUUAUAGACUAACCAUUGGCCAGCUGUGGCCUUUAGGGAUGAUUUUGUCUAAGAAGGUUCCUCACUUUUUUUUUUUUUUUAAAGGUCGUAAAGGAAAAGAAGGUGAAGAAAAAUAUGAGCAGACCAUGUGUAAGCCUACAAGGCCUAAAACAUGAACCAUCCAGCCCUUUACAAAAAAUUCUGCUGCCUGCUGUCAUGGAUAAGGACCAUGAUUAAGGGCAUUGCUUUGGGGCCAGAUGCUGGCUUGUCCAUUUCCAGGAUGUCUUGGGCAUGGAAGAGGAGGUGGUUUGUGUUACGCAGUGGCCGUUUGACUGGAGAUCCAGAUGUCCUGGAGUAUUACAAAAAUGAUCAUGCCAAGAAGCCCAUCCGUAUCAUCGAUUUAAAUUUAUGUCAGCAAGUCGAUGCUGGAUUGACAUUUAACAAAAAGGAAUUUGAAAACAGCUUCAUUUUUGAUAUCAACACCAUUGACCGGAUUUUCUACUUGGUAGCAGACAGUGAGGAGGAGAUGAAUAAGUGGGUCCGCUGUAUUUGUGAUAUCUGUGGGUUUAAUCCUACAGAAGAAGAUCCCGUGAAGCCACCUGGCAGCUCCCUGCAAGCACCAGCUGAUUCACCUUUUGCUAUAAAUACGGCACCACCAUCUGCCCAGGUGGAUCCAUCCUCCACAGCUCUACCUCCUUCCUAUCAGCUAAUCAGCCUUCCACCACACCCGGAAACUCUUGGCACCCAGGAGGAUCCUCAAGACUACCUCUUGCUGAUCAACUGUCAAAGCAAGAAGCCUGAACCCACCAGCCAUGGGUCAUCUUUUGUUUCUGAAGAAGGAGAGGAAUACCUACUACUAGAAGAUUUUGAAAGCAAAACGAUUCCAUUGCAAACCCACGCCGAUUCUGCAAAAUCCACCUCUUCUGAAACAGACUGCAAUGAUAACGUCCCUUCUCAUAAAAAUCCUACUUCCUCCCAGAGCAAACAUGGAGUGAAUGGCUUUUUUCAGCAACAAAUGAUGUAUGAUUCUCCACCGUCACGUGCUAUGUCUGUCUCUGUGGACUCCAGUCUUUACAACCUGCCCAGGAGUUACUCUCACGACGUUUUGCCAAAGGAGUCUCCAUCGAGUACUGAAGCAGAUGGAGAACUUUAUGUUUUUAACACCCCACUGGGGACGUCCAGUGUAGAGACUCAAAUGAGGCACGUUUCUAUUAGUUAUGACAUUCCUCCAACACCUGGUAAUACUUACCAGAUUCCACGGACAUUUCCAGAAGGAACCUUGGGACAGACAUCCAAGCUAGACAAUAUUCCAGAUAUCCCUCCACCUCGGCCACCGAAACCACAUCCAGCUCAUGACCGAUCUCCUGUGGAAACGUGCAACAUCCCACGCACGGCCUCAGACACCGACAGUAGUUACUGUGUCCCUACCACAGGGGUGCCGCCGUCACGUAGUAAUACCAUUUCCACCGUGGAUUUGAACAAAUUGCGAAAAGAUGCUAGUUCUCAAGACUGCUAUGAUAUUCCACGAACAUUUCCCAGCGAUAGAUCUAGUUCACUUGAAGGCUUCCAUAACCACUUCAAAAUCAAAAAUGUAUUGACAGUGGGAAGUGUUUCAAAUGAUGAACUGAACGAAAACUACGUCCCAAUGAAUCCCAACUCGCCUCCACGACAGCAUUCCAGCAGUUUCACAGAACCCAUUCAGGAAGCCAAUUACGUGCCAAUGACUCCGGGGACAUUUGAUUUUUCUUCAUUUGGAAUGCAAGUGCCUCCUCCUGCUCAUAUGGGCUUCAGGUCCAGCCCAAAGACCCCUCCCAGAAGGCCAGUUCCUGUUGCAGACUGUGAGCCACCCCCAGUGGAUAGGAACCUCAAGCCCGACAGAAAAGGUCAAAGUCCUAAAAUUUUAAGACCCAAACCCCAUGGUUUAGAGCGAACUGAUUCACAAACCAUAGGUGACUUUGCUACAAGAAGAAAGGCCAAGCCUGCACCUUUAGAAAUAAAACCUUUGCCAGAAUGGGAAGAAUUACAAGCCCCAGUUAGAUCUCCCAUCACAAGGAGUUUUGCUCGAGACUCCUCUAGGUUUCCCUUGUCCCCACGGCCGGAUUCAGUGCACAGCACAACGUCAAGCAGUGACUCACAUGACAGCGAGGAGAAUUAUGUGCCCAUGAACCCCAACCUGUCCAGCGAAGAUCCAAAUCUUUUUGGCAGUAAUAGCCUUGAUGGAGGAAGCAGUCCUAUGAUCAAGCCCAAGGGAGACAAGCAGGUGGAGUACCUUGAUCUAGAUUUAGAUUCUGGGAAGUCCACACCACCGAGGAAGCAAAAGAGCAGUGGCUCAGGAAGCAGUGUGGCGGAUGAGAGAGUGGAUUAUGUCGUGGUUGACCAGCAGAAGACCCUGGCUCUCAAGAGUACCCGGGAGGCCUGGACGGAUGGAAGACAGUCCACAGAAUCAGAAACACCAACCAAGGGUGUGAAAUGAAUAUAUCACCUUGCCAUUUCUGAACAAAAGAGAACCGAAUGUAGAGAGAAAUCCUGUUUGAAAAUGACGUGACGCUUCUAUGCUAACUAGAUCCUCAAGUGAGCGGAGUUGAAGUCAAGGGACCCGUCAUACAUAAUCAAGCAGUUGGGAUUGGAAAUGGUGCUUUGUGGUAUCUGAACAAUUUGUAACAUGUAAAUAAUGUGGAAAAAUAGUCUCAUUUAGCUCCCAGAGAAACAUUGGUCCCGUGGUUAACACAUUUGUAGUAUUACUGUAUUUAUGCACUUUUUCAUUUAAAACAUUGGUUUGGGUCUUCUCGAUGAACCUUAGUGGAAUUCCUUUGGGAGUUCUUGUUUUUUUCUCACACUACUCUCUAUAACAAAUACUAAGUUAACUAAGCUACUUUUAGAUCUGGAAAUUGCUGUUGAAACUACAGUCUAACAACAUGAAAAUGAGAAGUAGGAUCCCAAAUUAGCUUUCUACCUGACAUUACAGGUGGUAACCAUUAGCUUGAACUACCAAGUCCUCCACUGCCUUUCAGUAUGCUGAGGAUAAUGUAUGUAUUGGUGUCAGGACCUAGUUCUCUGGUUCAUGUACAUUUAGUUUUUAAUGGAGGGACUUUGUUGUAUUUUGUUAAUGACAGUGUUUUUGGUUCAUUGAGUGAAGAUUCUGCCGGGUGGGAUCUUGCACCUUUGAAAGACUGAAUAUAAAUUACACUAUCAAGUAACCCUGAAAAAUCAUUGACAGCGUGCAGUGAUGACAUGCUCUUAUGCUUGUUAACAUGUUUGAGCAUUACUUGCAAAAGGUAGAUAAUAUAACUAAUCAGGUACGUACCGGGCACUGAAGUGCUAAUACACUGAUCAGGUUUAGACAAUGAGCUUUAGUUGUGUUGUUCUUCAUCCUAAAUAUUGGUUUCCAGUGUGGAGUUAAGGAAACAGUUGACAUUCACUGUUAGUAAUAGCAACAUACUGUGAUUCUUAAUUAGACAGUAAUUGAGAUUUAUUACUCUUAAGAAUGAAAUUCUAUCUUUUGACACCAUAGUGCCCUUUCUAUGAUUUUAUUUUACUUAAUAUUCUUCUUGGCCUUAUAUUUAAAUUCCUAUGCAAUUAAUGUUUUAUAUCUUCAUUUAAAAAAAAAUAGAUGUUAUAUUAGUGAUUCUCAUGUAGCACCUGUUGUUUUUCCAGUAAAAGAAUUUAGGAUUUUGUACUGUGAUUUUCUUCACUGCCCCUGUUCGUGAAAUAUCAGAGCCUUGCUGUAAUGUGAAGUUUUCUACCCACGGACCCCUUCCAACCAGAUUUCCAAAACCACCAGAGGAAUGGCGUAAUUCUAUCUCACCUAUAACAUGGUCCUGUGUCACAGAUGUCAAGACCACAAACUGUAGUGAGACUACAGUUAUAUUCAUCUUUCUUGGCUUUGCAACACACUUUAGAAAGCAGAUAUAGUUGUUUGGGGUUCUUUUUUAUUACCUAAGUCACGGACAGUCUCUUAUGUAUUGAUUUCAGACUUACAGCUUUUGGGGGGGCAUAGAAAUGGGGUGCCCACCACUGAGGCACAACCCACUCCAUUCAGACCUCUCACUGUUGCCUGAGUACACAGAUGUGCCCUGAUUUCUGGCCCUUUGGCCCUAGUACUGUGCCUGAUCCAUGUGCUGGGUUAACUUCCCCAGUCCACAAACUAUGUGCUAAUUACAAGAUGAAUUGUAGACUAGUAACAUGUGAUGCUUUUAAAUGUUUGCUUUAUUUUAAACAAAAACUAAAACCCAGAACUGAAUUUUGAGGUGGAUUUUUAAAUAAAAAAAGAUCUGUUUGAUUUUGGUGUGCAAGCUGUUUUAUAAUAAAACCACAAAAUAAAAAUCUAAAAUCAUUGAAAUGUGCCUAAACUGUCAAAACACACAACACAGUUGAUGUGUAAAGGUACACCAUUGACAUUUUACCUGGAGGAGGAACGUAUUUUGAAGUUUAAAACCCAGUAACAAAUAUGUGAUAAAUUCAGAAAUAAAAAUCUUUCCUUAAACCUGCCUAUCUGGAGGGUCCAAAGCCAUUAUGAAUGUUUUCAGUGUAGUUUCUCAACUUUUUUACAAGUUACUCACCAUUUUUGUAGAUCUACAACACUCUGUUUUUUUAGAAUUCUUACCAUUAUGCUGAAGAAUGGAGGGUCUCGGGGAUGUAGCUCAAUAGUAGAUCAUGUACUUAUUAGCAUGUGUGAGGCCCUGGUUCAAUCUGCAGCACCAAAAAAGUAAGAGAAUUGAAAUGUUAUUAUAAAGUUAGUUUGCUUUAAAAAACUAAAUCACAUUAAACUCUGUAUUAACAAAUUAAAUUAAAAGAUGGUUUCUUUAUAGAACUUUGUUUUUCAAACAUUUUUCAGGACUAGAAUAUUUUUAAAUUUUUAAUGUAUUAUUUCAAUACAUACAGCCCCCAAGGUAGAUUUUAUCUGUAUAAAUAUUUUUCAAGUUUCUGCUUAUGUUAAAUUGUUAGUUCAUUACUAUGAAAAACAAGAUUUCUGAAUAACACAAAUGUGGAGUUAUGGUGGAGGAAAUCUUAGCGGUUUGUGUGCUAUCAAUAAAACACGAAUAUAAGUGCUUAUAAUAACAGUCCAAAUACACAUCUCUGGAGGAGUCUUUAAUUAGAGAUAGCUGAAAUUAUCUUCCAAAGACUAUAUAAAGAUAUAAAUUAUCUUGGUAGUAGAAGUUAACACAUAAGCAGUCUCCAGUGUGGUAAAAUAAGGUAUGUGUUAGGAUGUGUGGUUUUAGUAAGUUUUUAAAUAUGCACUUAAACUAAAUUGAAUGAUAUCCUUUUAACUCACCCAUAAAUCACCUCCAAGAAGCUAGAUUUCAGGGAGGCAUGGGAUGAAAACCACUCAUUACCCAUGUGAUGUUAGAGAUCAGAAAUCUUUCCCCACAUUUGAUGUUUCAUAUCUUGUAUUCCUUAUUUGACAAAAUUUUAAGGUUUUUUAAAUUUUAUUUAUUGAUUGAUACUGGGGAUUGAACCUGGAGGUGCUUUACCACCAGACCACAUCCCCAGACAUUUUUAUUUUUAUUUUGAGACAGAGACUAAGUUUCUAAGUUGCUGGGAUUAUAGGUAUGUGCCACCAUACCCAAGACAAAAUUGUAAGAUCUUAUAUAGGUUUGAAUGCCAAAACACAGUUCUGCUUUCAAAAGUCAAAACUCAUACUUUAAAAAUUGAAGCUAUUUAACCCACAGCAGGUAUCACUCACGCUAUACAAGAUGUUUUAAUCUACACUCUAGUUUAUACACUUUUACUGUGAGCAUUUUAGAGAAUUCCAUAAAGGUACUAUGGGUGUGUUUAAUCAGAUACUAAGUUUAAUUUGAUAUAGAAAUGCUGUUGUACAUUAAGGUCAUAAUUUCUUCUGGAGUUUUUAUAUUUAAUUAAUGGGGUUCACAAUCUUCCUGUUCACAAGUGUGUUUAAACUGGAAAUUGAAUACCAGUGUUGUUUUUCUUUUUCUACUACUGGAGAGUUGUCUGCUUUCCCCCUACGGAGAAAACAAUACUUUUUAAAUAUUUUGUUAAAAUGUUAACUACUAUAUGCUUAUUUACUGUGCCAUAGAUUCUGAUUGUAAUUCUCUGUUGUUCUCGAAAACUCUUAAUGCCUCCUUCCUUUGGUCCACUCCAAGUGUGAAUGACUGCAAAAUUUUUGAGGCUUUACAAUGAGGUGCCCCUGUCUGUGGAUCAUUCUGGUAGGUCUCGCCCUCUGCUGUCGGGUAGCCAGGUCAGUGACAGGGUUGUAUACGUGGCCAAAUCAUCUGGGUUUUCAGAGCAAGAAAGAGACAUAUAUCCCAGGAUAACAGUUACUUACAGUCACACUUGAUGUUAUGCAUAAAUUUUUAUGUGAUUUUAAAUACUGAACCAUGAGAUGAAAUGCCACAGUGUAAAUGAGUAUUGAUGGCAUCAUGGACUUGAAAAACAAUGUCAUAUUAUUGAGAUAAUUGUUUUCAGUCUUUCUAAAUAUGUUUAUGUACUACUAUGAUUUGAAAUAAUUUAGUCUGUCUUCCCUUCCCAUAGAUUUAUUUUUGUUUAGGUUCAGUAUAAUCUCUGAGUUUCUAUAAACUAACUCACCAGGGGAUUAACAUAGUUUCUACUUCCUUUACCUAAGGAAGACAAAGUUCUGACCGUUCUGCAUGAGCUCUGGAACCUAAGUUGAUUAUUGAUGUCUUCCCACAUUUCAGCAGCAAAAUCUUAUGUAUAAAUUUACUUCUCCCCUUUUGCACAUCUUCUUUUGUAAAGAUCCAAUUGUAGAUAUUUUAUGCUACCCAAAUAAAAACUUUCAAACA